CGACGCCCUCCGCUAGUUCGCUACCGCUCGCCUCCGCGGAGGUCGCCGCCGCUCGCUACGCCGUCUGCCGCCGCGCCUCUAGGAGUUCCUAACCAGUAAACGCCCGCCGUUGCCGGGAGGUAUCUGCCGCGCCCGCGCGCAUGGCCCGCAGCCGUCCUCCCAACCAAACGCUCAUGUGUCGUCCCCACACCAUCGGCGCCAUGCCCGCCCCGCCGUCUUCCUCGUCUACGGCCAAGCGCGGCCUCGGAAAAUUUUAUGUACACUUCCAUAUCAAUAUCUGGAGAUGGACUGGCUAGUGAUGCUGAAGCGUUUGAGGCGAGUCGACGCGCUAAUCCUUACUCGUAACCCGUUGGGAUCGUUCUUCCGACAAUUGAGGUGCGUUUCGAGCAUCUGAAGGCAGAUGCUGAAGUUCACAUUGGGACCAGGGGCCUACCAACCAUUCUGAACUCGGUCACUAACAUUUUUGAGGGAACCGGAAAUGCUCUGCGCAUAUUGCCAAGCAGGAAGCAGACGAUGCCAAUUCUUAAUGGCAUCAGUGGUAUCAUCAAGCCUCAGAGGAUGACUCUGCUGCUAGGCCCACCAGGGUCAGGGAAGACCACACUGCUGCUUGCUUUGGCUGGGAGGCUUGGCAAUGAUCUUAAGGUUUCAGGAAAUGUCACUUAUAAUGGGCAUGGAAUGGAUGAUUUUGUACCCCAGCGGACGGCUGCCUAUGUAAGCCAGCAUGAUCUUCACAUAGGGGAGAUGACUGUGCGGGAAACACUUGCCUUCUCUGCAAGGUGCCAAGGAGUUGGAUAUUUUUAUGAUUUAUUGUGUGACUUGUUAAGGAGAGAGAAAGAGGCGAAUGUUAAGCCUGAUGCUGACCUUGAUGCUUUUAUGAAAGCAGCUGCAUUGGGAGGGCAAGAAGCCAAUGUGGUGGUAGAGUACAUGCUUAAGAUAUUAGGACUGGAGGUAUGCGCAGACACAAUGGUUGGGGAUGAGAUGUUCAGGGGCAUAUCCGGAGGACAAAGGAAGCGUGUUACUGCAGGUGAGAUAUUGGUUGGCUCAGCAAGAGCACUAUUCAUGGAUGAGAUCUCCAACGGGCUCGAUAGCUCCACGACGUUCCAGGUUAUGAACUCCCUCAGACAGGCCAUCCACAUCCUUGGCGGCACGGCGGUCAUCUCCUUGCUGCAGCCUGCACCUGAGACAUGCAACUUGUUUGAUGAUAUUAUACUCCUCUCGGAUGGCCAGAUUGUGUACCAUGGGCCCCGUGAGGAUGUUCUUGAUUUCUUUGAGUCCAUGGGCUUCAGAUGCCCUGAAAGGAAAGGUGUCGCCGACUUCUUGCAAGAAGUAACAUCAAAGAAAGAUCAGAAACAGUACUGGGCUCACCAUGACCAGCCCUAUCGCUACGUAUCAGUGAAGGAAUUUGCAGAGUCGUUUUGCUUGUUCCGUGUUGGUCAGGCCAUGGAAAAUGAGAUUGCCGUGCCAUUCGACAAGAGCAUGAGCCACCCGUCAGCUUUGGCAGCCUCAAAGUACGGUGUAACAACGAAAGAGCUUCUGAAAGCCAAUAUCGAUCGGGAGAUUCUGCUGAUGAAGAGGAACUCAUUUUUCUACAUGUUCAGAGUUGUACAGCUGAUAUUGUUGUCGGUCAUUGAGAUGACACUCUUCUUCCGUACGGACAUGCACCGCGAUUCCGUGGCGAAUGGAGGCAUUUACAUGGGCGCACUCUUCUUCACGACACUCAUGAUCAUAUUCAAUGGCUUCUCUGAGCUUACCCUAACCAUUUUAAAGCUACCUAUUUUUUUCAAGCAAAGGGAUCUCCUCUUCUAUCCUGCUUGGACUUACACUGUACCAUCAUGGAUUCUCAAGAUCCCAAUCACAUUCCUUGAGGUUGGUGGGUUUGUUUUCAUAACGUACUAUGCCAUUGGAUUUGAUCCAGAUGUAGUCAGGCUUUUCAAGCAAUAUCUGCUUUUCUUAGCAGCUAAUCAGAUGUCAGCUUCGCUCUUCCGUUUCAUUGCUGGAGCAGCAAGAAACAUGAUAGUUGCAUAUGUCUUCGGAUCAUUUGCAAUUUUAGUUGUUAUGCUUUUGGGUGGAUUUGUUAUUUCUAGAGAUAACAUAAACAAAUGGUGGAUUUGGGGAUACUGGACCUCUCCAAUGAUGUAUGCACAGAAUGCUGUGUCGGUGAAUGAGUUCUUGGGACAAAGCUGGCAGAAGGUCUUGCCAGGCUCGACUGAGCCCCUUGGUGUGCUUAUCCUCAAGUCCCAUGGAAUAUUUCCAGAAGCCAAGUGGUACUGGAUUGGCUUUGGCGCAUUACUUGGAUUCACACUUCUCUUCAACUCUCUAUUCACGCUCUGUCUUGCAUACCUCAAGUCAUAUGGUCCGUCCUAUCCAUCAGUAUCAGAAGAGACGCUGAAGGAGAAGAAUGCAAAUUUGAUUGGUGUGGCUGUAGAUGUGUCAGUACAUAAAGUGAAGGGACUUGGAAGUAAUUGCCAGUCAUCUGAAAGUUUUUGUCAGGCAACAGGCAGCUACAAUGAAACAAAAUUGGCAAGUGUUGAUGCCAAUUCUAUGCCUUCUCAAAGAGGGAUGGUUCUCCCCUUUGUUCCACUCUCACUAAUUUUUGACAGUAUCAGAUACUCUGUCGACAUUCCACAGGAAAUGAAAACACAAGUUCUAGAAGAUAAAUUGGAGAUCCUGAAGGGUGUUAGUGGGUCUUUCAGACCAGGAGUACUGACUGCCCUGAUGGGCAUCAGCGGUGCUGGUAAGACAACUCUGAUGGAUGUUCUGGCAGGAAGAAAGACCAGUGGGUACAUCAAGGGAAGUAUCAGCAUUUCUGGAUAUCCAAAGAAACAGGAAACAUUCGCUCGUGUGUCAGGAUACUGUGAACAAGAUGAUAUCCACUCUCCACAGGUUACGGUGCACGAGUCACUGCUUUUUUCGGCAUGGCUUCGACUGCCAGGGGACGUGAAUUCAGCGACAAGAAAGAUGUUUAUUGAGGAGGUGAUGGAGCUUGUGGAGCUCACGCCAGUGAGAGAUGCUCUGGUUGGAUUGCCUGGAGUAAAUGGACUGUCGACCGAGCAGAGGAAGAGGUUGACAAUUGCUGUGGAGCUUGUCGCAAACCCUUCUAUCAUUUUCAUGGACGAGCCAACAUCAGGACUCGAUGCUCGCGCAGCAGCAAUUGUGAUGAGGACAGUGAGGAACACUGUCGAUACUGGUCGAACAGUCGUCUGCACAAUCCAUCAGCCAAGCAUUGACAUAUUCGAAGCUUUUGAUGAGCUUUUACUAUUGAAGCAAGGUGGAGAAGAGAUCUAUUUUGGUCCACUAGGCCAUCAUUCCUCAGAAAUGAUCAAGUAUUUUGAGGAAAUUGAAGGAGUUGCCAAAAUCAAAGAUGGCUAUAAUCCAGCGACCUGGAUGCUUGAAGUGACAACAGUUUCACAAGAACUUGUGCUAGGUGUUGAUUUCAGUGACAUAUACAAGAACUCUGAACUCUACCAGAGGAACAAGUCCUUGAUACAUGAACUGAAUACUCCGCCACCAGGUUCAAGCGACCUCCACUUCCCGACCACACACUCGCAGUCAUUCUUCACGCAAUGCCUGGCUUGCCUAUGGAAGCAGAACCUGUCCUACUGGAGGAACCCGCAGUACAACGCUGUCAGGUUUUUCUUCACCGCCAUUAAAGCUCUACUCUUUGGCACCAUAUUCUGGGGCCUCGGCUCCAAAAGGGAGAAACCGCAAGACCUGUUCAACGCCAUGGGGUCAAUGUAUGCUGCUAUACUAACCAUAGGCGUGCUCAACGCGGCAUCAGUUCAGCCAGUGGUUUCAGUGGAGCGAACGGCCUUCUACCGGGAAAGAGCUGCUGGCAUGUACUCAGCUUUCCCGUAUGCGUUUGGUCAGGUUUUGAUUGAGCUGCCUUACACGCUAGUUCAGACCUGCAUAUAUGGGACCAUAGUGUAUGCCAUGAUGGGGUUCAAGUGGACAGUUACUAAAUUCUUCUGGUAUCUCUUCUUCAUGUACUUCACACUGCUGUACUUCAUAUUUUGCGGCAUGAUGGCGAUUGGGCUGACACAGAACCACACCGUAGCAUCCAUUGUAUCCGCAGGGUUCCACGCCACAUGGAACCUCUUCUCCGGUUUUCUGAUCCCCCUAACGAAAAUCCCUAUCUGGUGGAGAUGGUACUACUGGCUCUGCCCUGUUGCGUGGAGCUUGUACGGGAUGGUUGUGUCACAGUACGGUGAUGACGUUGACACUCCGCUGUUUGAUGGUGUCAGCAACACCACCGUGGCCAAAUUUGUCAGCGACUACUUUGGAUAUAAGUGCAGCUUCCUGGGAGUGGUGGCCGUGGUGGUGGCGGCGUUCGGGCUCCUCUUUGCGCUGCUGUUCGGUCUUGCCAUAAUGAAGCUGAAUUUCCAAAGGAAAUGAUGAAGAGAACUUGAGGCCUUAUAUUUGUAAUUUUUGAAAUAUAUAAUUAUGUGUUCUGUUCGCCAUGCUAUUAAAAUUUGUAUUCUUUGAAACAAGAACAACUCAAUUGCUCUAUCAAUUUUGUGCCGCAUUAUGGCAACUAUUA
Panicum hallii is the source of this 4537-nucleotide messenger RNA. Its product is annotated as ABC transporter G family member 36-like. The transcript is spliced from 22 exons. The coding region runs from base 514 to 4392 and encodes 1292 amino acids. NCBI's taxonomy places the organism in Eukaryota, Viridiplantae, Streptophyta, Magnoliopsida, Poales, Poaceae. Gene Ontology annotation, molecular function: ATP binding; ABC-type transporter activity; ATP hydrolysis activity. Gene Ontology annotation, cellular component: membrane. The record is from RefSeq and is a predicted model, not a curated record.